Molecule: messenger RNA, 1649 nt
Organism: Chaetomium fimeti
Lineage: Eukaryota; Fungi; Ascomycota; Sordariomycetes; Sordariales; Chaetomiaceae
Exons: 1
Coding region: 170-1636 (488 amino acids)
Source: RefSeq, a predicted model, not a curated record
CUUACCUAGGUACCUUACCUAGGUACCUUACCUAGACCUCACUUCGCAAAGCUGUGGUUUUAACCUUUCGGAAGAAGCCUGGAAACCACGCGCCUACCUGGUUACCCACAUGUAAGUACCUACCCAUCUUCAUACACCAACCUCGACACCUUCGUCCUUCGGUAUAGCCAUGGAUUUCAACUUCUGCCUCGCAGGGGACCAAUUCAAGCAUGCGGUCACCAAUGCAGCUCGAUAUUUCGCGGAGCCUGCGUCCAGCACCCUACGCCAUAAAGUCGUCGCGGGGAAUUACGGGAUUCUCGAGGUCCUCAACUGGACGGUGUUCAAUACUGUUUUCACCAACCCGAACUUGAAGUUCGACAAGUCCCCAGCAUCGAUAUCUGAGUUCCUCUCGCUUGUCGAGCCCAUUUUCUCGUCUUCAUUCCUGGCCGAGAUCAAUGCCCAAGCCCGAGCAUUCGACGCCGUGGCAGGCAUAACUGGGUUAUCGGACGUCUUCAUCGAAGCACGCCCUGCAAGAGAGGCGAUCAGAGAUCUCAUACAGUCCAUCGCUGUCCAGUGCGCAAAGGAGGCGGUAGAAGCAGUACCAUUGCCGGGACAAACAGAAGGGACCGCACCUCAGCCCCCUGCGACCAAACGAGCCGCAACUUCGCCAACUCUCCCGCCUCUACCGCCUCCUGCCCCUACCGAGGCCCUGCCGGACACCGAUAGCCCACUCGACCAAGGCCCACGAUGUUCCCUUGUACAAAUUGAUUUGGAGGGCACUGCAAUCCUAGAUGCUUGGGGCCAUAACGCAACCACAAGAGAGAUGGAGCGCAUCGCGCUCAGUGCCGGUCCAUCCGCCACCCCAUCGUCACCUGAGUUCAAAGCUCUACCCGUGUACCAUGGAACCGACUCCUUCUGCACCGCAGUUUGGGAAGAACAAGAUACAGCUCUACAAACCGGCGCCUUGGCCGGCCACAGCAGGGACAACCAGGUAGUCCCAACAUCCAAUCGGCUCCCUGUUGUCUGGACGGGCUUUAGCCCACUCCGCUCCUUCCUUUGGGCAGCGUUUCUCGCCGAGGUGCUGUCCCCGGUGCCCACCGGAGUUGCGAAACAGAAACUACAAAGUCCUUGGAGUUGCCGCGAUCACACCCAUACAGGGGUUCUACUAUUCAAAUUUCGCCCAACAUUGCCAUCAGCUCUUGGCCAAAGUGUUUAUGUGCUUCCUAAGGGCAGAGAAGCACAGUGGAACACCAUCCGCAGUCAGACCAAAGGAAAACUACCAAGCACAAGCCUGAACACAGAGACGGCCGUGAAGUACAUGUGGGACAUGUUCUCGAGUAUCCACGGGGGAGCGACCAACUCGUGGCCCAAUGCGCUUCAUUGCCAUGAAUAUGGAGAGAAGCUCCGGUUGGCGUUACCAUGGACGCUAUGGAGGACGGUUUGGUUCGCCGAGGGCAUUGAAGCGCUCAAUUCGUCCCAUGAGGUCACCUAUGUGAUCUCUUUCAAGGAGGCCGUAUCCAAUCCAUCGGUGCCGCAGGGAGGGGAAUCGCGGGACAAGCGAGGCUCGUUUCGCCCCUGUCACUCACUGUUGGGCUUGUUUACUAGUAUUCGGGCGAAAAGAAACGGGGAAAAAGUUGAGCAAAAAGAACUCGAGUAGAGCGUUGAAAAAA